CACUCGACGGAGGCGCCGGAUCGGAUGAGAAUUUGCGAUAACGCGACGAUCGGUGGAUCGGCUCGGGGUCAACUGUGGCUCGGCGUCGUGUCAGACUCUGAUUUUUGCACGCUUUUCUGUCGCCAGGCGGCGGAUUUCACCGGAUUUGUCAUCACUUCAGACGAGAUUUGA
Messenger RNA from Protopolystoma xenopodis, 171 nucleotides. Lineage: Eukaryota; Metazoa; Platyhelminthes; Monogenea; Polystomatidea; Polystomatidae. The record is from the annotation of a GenBank genome assembly.